Haemonchus placei is the source of this 633-nucleotide messenger RNA. The record is from the annotation of a GenBank genome assembly. NCBI's taxonomy places the organism in Eukaryota, Metazoa, Nematoda, Chromadorea, Rhabditida, Trichostrongylidae.
AUGUUCGACGUGAAGACUCCUGCUGGACUUUCUGCAUUCAACGAAGUGCUUCAUACGCAGGCCUUCGCUACGGGAUUCGUUCUUUCUGGUGAGGACAGCACCUUGUUCGAAGCCAUUGGAUCGGCUCCAUGUGCGAAAACCUACCCCAAUGUUGCUCGUUGGUAUAGAAAUAUCGCGAGCUACGAUAAAAGUGAGCGCAGCGCUUGGCCAUCCGCUGGAGGUUCCGCUGGUGGAGACGAGGAGAAGGAGGAUGACUUGGAUCUGUUUGGAUCAGAUGAUGAGGAGGAUUUGGAGAAACAGAAAGUUGUGCAAGAACGCCUGAAAGCCUAUGCUGAGAAGAAGGCUGCCAAGCCUGGUCCUAUCGCUAAGUCCUCUGUCAUUCUCGAUGUGAAACCUUGGGAUGACGAGACAAACAUGGAAGAAAUGGAGAAACUCGUUCGUGGUAUCGAAAUGGAUGGCCUUGUUUGGGGAGGAGCUAAACUGCUCCCGAUUGGAUACGGAAUCAAGAAACUCCAAAUUAUCUGUGUGAUCGAAGAUCUUAAAGUAUCUGUAGAUGAUUUGAUCGAAAAAAUCACGGGUGACUUCGAGGACCACGUCCAGUCGGUGGAUAUAGCGGCGUUCAACAAGAUUUGA